UGAAAAAGAUUAAUGUUUUAAUAAAUAAUUUAAUAUAUUAUUUUUAUUUUUUAAAAAUAUGUAUUAAUUUAGAUGUAAUGAAUUAUACAGCGAUUGAUUUGACGCGCGCCUAGGUCGAAGCCGAUUGCAUAUGGCGGUUAGUGUAUACGACAAACAGUUAUAGUGUUUUGAUGAUACUUUUUUAUCUGUUCACGGAAGUUAUCAAUAGAUGCUUGCGUUCAAUAAGCUCGCGAACGUAAUAAAGUUCUUUUACAUUCAGAUAAUGUUGUAAAAGAAAAACAGUACUUUACAAUAUUCACAGCGGCAUCUUUCAUAACCUCAACAAUCAGGAACAUACAGUACUUCUAUGUAAAAAUGCCACCAACAAAAAAGACUGAUUUAGACAAAUUAGCAUGGGCUUGGGUGGAAGGUGUGGUUUUAGACCAAAUAGAAAGGAUACAUUUGGAAACUGCUUAUAGAAUAGGUUUAAAAGCAUGUAAAAAUUGCAAACGUAACUGCACAAACAAUCCACAGUGCUUGACUGGAUUGGGAGAAGAAAAAUACAUGAAGUCACAACCUGCUGAAGUAAUGCCUUUAGAAAGUUCUUUAUCUGAGUUACGCGAUCCUACACAAUAUGUUGGUCUAAAGAAUUUAGGUGCAACCUGUUAUGUUAAUAGCUUAAUUCAAAUGUGGUUUCAUAAUGAAGAUAUGAGGAGAAUAAUAUACAAGUGGAAUAUCACAGAUGAUCCAGAGGAAAAGGAAGCACUAUAUCAAGCUAAGAAGGCAGGAGUACCAUUUCAUCCAGUGACAGCAGUUGGACAGUUGCAAUAUAUAUUUGCAAUGAUGCAAUUUGGAAAUCGUCGUCUACUCGAUCCAAUGAACCUUGCAAUCGCGUUGUCAUUGGAUACUAGAACUCAGCAGGAUGCACAGGAAUUCUCCAAGCUGCUUCUCUGCCAUAUCGAAGGGAAACUUCAACAAAACUCAGAACUGAAGCAGAUGCUGCAGAGGCUGACCCAAGGAAAAUACAGCUAUAUCAAUUGUUGCUCGAAAUGCGGAACUGAAUAUCCAACGUCCACAACGUUCUACGAAUUGGAUCUACAACUUGCAGCCACUUUGAAAGAGGCAAUAGAGAAAUACUUGUCUGUGGAACAGUUGACUGGAGCAAAUCAGUAUCACUGCGUUACCUGCAAUGACAAAAAAGAUGCGCGCCGUUUUAUACGCUUGGAAUCUCUUCCAGAAACAUUAAAUAUACAGUUAAUGCGUUUUGUGUUUCAUAGAGAUUCUGGGCAGAAAAGAAAGUUGAAUUCUUUUAUACAAUUUCCCGAAGAUCUUGAUAUGUCAGAAUAUGUGAGGUGUCCAUUACAAACUCAUUUGUACAGUCUUGUAGCAGUUUUGAGUCAUAAAGGACCAUCUGCACAUUCGGGUCAUUAUAUUGCAAAUAUAUGCAAUUCAAAUGGGGAAUGGUAUCAAUUUAGUGAUGAUAAAGUAGAAAAAAUGCAGAAUAAAAGAAUCGAGGAUGGAGUUAAUGAGAAUUCAAAGAUUAUAAAACGAGGUCGUAUACCGAAAGGAUUUUUAUCUUCUAACACUGCAUACAUGUUAGUUUAUAAAAAAGUUACUUCUGAAAAACGAAUAAAUAAUACAAAAAAAAAUAAGUUAAAAAAAUUAGAUACAGAAACUAAUAGCAAUUAUAACACAAUGCAUGAAGAAAACCUCGUGAUAGUUAAAGAUAAAUCAGUUUCAUUAGAUGAAGAAAAAUGUAAAUAUGAUACAAUUUCCGUUUCGGAUGUGAAUAAUUCUGAGAAAAUGUUAAAGCUUGGAAUAGAGACUAAACAGGAAAUGGAAAUUUCGAAGGCAUCAGAAAAUAUUGUAAUGGAAGUAUCUGUAAGAGAGGAGUCUACUUUUGAUGAACAAAAUGGCAAACAUUACGAAUUCGAUAAUAAAGAAAAUCAGCAUGAUAUAUUUAUCAAAAAAUCAUUAGCCAAAGUUGUGAAGAUAGACUACAAACGUUUAAACGGUGCCGCACAUAGAGCUAUGAGUUGUGGGGAACGUGACUUUUACGAAGAGAUGGAAUUUGAAAAUUGGGAAGUGAGUUCAACAUUGCGUGAUUUAGUGAGACAAGAAAAUGUGAAACAUGAAUUGAGUUUAUUGGCGACUCAACAAGAAAAACAAAAGGAGAUUGAAGAUCAGAACUUAAAGAGACAACUUGUCAUAGAUGUAUAUAAUAUUAUUUCGAAUAUAAUUUCAUGGGAGAAAUAUCAAUGGAUUCCAAGUGAUUGGUUAUCAAAAUGGCUAAAUGGACAUUCAUUCAUCGAUGGGGUGCCACCAAUAGAUAAUUCUACAUUGAUGUGUACGCAUUAUCGACUUGAUCCUUUAAAAGUGAAUCGGGCAAAAUGUAUUCCUAUAGCUGCUGCAGAUAUACUUUAUGAAAAAUAUCGUGGUGGACCACGUUUGGAUGAAAACUCUUUUUGCGAAGUUUGUGUGAAACGUCGAUAUAAAUUACUUCGUUUCAAGAUGUCACUUGAACGUGAUUACAAGGAAGUUAGUGAACUUAUUCGCAAUUUUAAAGAACCAUUCGAGACUAGUUAUGUUGUGGGUGCUGAUUCAUUGAGAUCGUGGCGAAGACUUGCAAUGGAAAAAUUUAUGGACGAUAUGGAACAAGAAAUUGAGGAUGAAGAUUGUCAAGAUCCGAAUAGUAUUCAAGAAGAUAGGAAAAGUGAAAGCAAGGAAAGUGAACGAAUAAAGGAAUCAGGAGAGGGAGAAGAGAACGAAGUUAUAAUUUAUUUCAACGAAGAUUUACUUUGUGAGCAUGGUUCAUUGAAAACACCAGAUUCAACAAGAAAAAUAGUACCCCGCGAAGCUUGGAUGAUACUUCGAAAAUACUUUCCAGGAUCUAAGGAGUAUCCUAUCGGUUCUAGCUCAUGUUCCAUUUGCGAGGAAAAAAUGGAAAAUGCACAAAAGGCAAAAAAAGAUGAUAAAAUAAAAGCCAAACAACAAAAGGACGAGUUAAAUGAUUUAUAUCAUGGUAAAAAUAGAAAUGAAAUAUUAAAAUGUGAAGAGCCAGAAAAAGCAUUUUAUAUCGUGGAGAAGGGAUUUUUGGACAGUUGGCGUUCUUUCCUUCGGUAUGCCGAAGUGUUCUCGAAAACACCACCGGUUGGUAUUCGAAACGGUGUCCUCCUCUGCGAGCCGCACAAAGGAUUCCUCUACUCGCCUUCCAUUAGCAACGAGCUGUUUACCAUCGUAACGGCCGAGGAAUGGGCGAAAUUGAUGCAGUUUUACGACGUCGAUUAUCCGAUCAUCAUCAAAAAGAAUAAUUCCGAUCUUCAAACAGAGCCAAGUUUGUGCGCGGCGUGCAUGUUGGCGAGAGUGGAGCAAGAACGUUUGGAGAGUCUCAAGUACGACAGGGCGACGAUUUAUAUAAAGUGCGUGGAGGAUAACGAGGAUACGAAGUCGGAAAACGACAGUGAGAUGCCCGCCAAGAGACCGAAGCUGGAGAACACGAGGCCGUCGAGGACCAGGCGGAACUUGAAGGGGUCCCACGAGCUCAAAGUUUCCUCGGAGAUCACGUUGAAGGAGCUGAAACUGAUGACCAUGCAAAUUUGCGGCGCUGGACCUUACGACCAACAUCUAAUGCUGGGUGAACACGAGCUGACCGAUCAUAGUCAAAGCCUCGCUGCUCUUGGUAUAUUUCCCGGGGCGCUUCUCACCUUGAAGAUCGACACGCCGAUCGAGAACGAAGCGGACGUGACGUCGGAUGCGAACAACCCCGAGUCCAGCUUCCCGGAAAAGGGUUUCAAGGGAACCGAAUUGGUGCCGAGUUGAUCUGCGUCAUCAAGGAUCAGAGGAUAGGCAAAUUGCUUUGUGGCGGAACGUUUCAAUAACGAUAGUCGAUUUAACAUAAAAUAUUUUUGUACACGAGUUAUCAUAUAUUACAUACAUAUAUAUAUAUAUAUAUAUAUUAUAUAUAUUAAUCUGUAUAAUAUACAGAGGUGUGUCGAAGAUGAGAUGAGAUGAGAUGAGAUCAGGCUUUAUAAGAAAAAGGGUAUCGUGUGCAAGGAAGGUGGAGGAAGGAAGGAAGGAAGGUUAACAAUCGUGGAAAAGAAAAGAAAAAAAAAAAAAAAGAAAGGAAAUCAAACGACCGCACGUUUUUUUUUUUCUUUUAAAUUGUUAUAUACUCGAUUAUUAUUUUAUCAACGCACAGAGAAAUGGGUGCAAUUAUACGGGGAAAUAGGCGUUGAAGGCGACAAAGGAAUCCAAAGACGAUAUAUUCGAUAUAUAUAUAUAUACACACAUACACACACGUACACACAAGCAUAUUUCCUUUCGGCUAAAUAUUUCUAUUCGUGCUACGGUAAAAAUGAGGUGCAAAGAGAAUGCGUGGCUAUAAGGAAAGAAGAGAUUAUUUGCGAAGAGACGGCUUCAUUGUGAAUGAUCGAUAGAUGAAUUCCGUUAGAUUUUAGAGAAUUUUUCCAUUACAUUCUUUAAAAAAGAUAUUGUAUCGUCUCAUCAUUGUUUCGCUUUUUCCUCUCUCUUUUUUCUCUUUCUCUUCCUUUUGGAAAAUUUUUUGAACGGGAAGAAAACUUUGUCGAUCUAUUUUUUGUUUUCCUUUUUAUACAAUCGUUUAUAUAUUUAUUUAAAGCAAUUAUCUAAUGUAACAAUUAAUCAGCAUACAUAUGUAUACACACACACAUAUAUAUAUUUUUAUCAAAUCGAGAUCAUGAGAAUUAAUCUUCGAACAGGGGGAUUCGGUCAUUUCCACGAGCCAUCCCUUCGCAUUUUCGGAUGAAAUGGUGCUGACGCAGAAUUUAUAUUAUUAUUAUUAUAUACAUAUAUAUAUAUAUAUAUAAAACAUAUAUAUAUUUUUUUUUCUUUUUUUUUUUUUUUUUUUUUUUGAGAGAGAGACUUUAUUCGAGUUUGGGUAACGACUAACACGCUUUUACAUUUAUAUUAAUAUUAUUAUACAUAUACAUAUACAUACCACGGAGAGAGUUUGGGUGCACGAGGAGAAAUGGGAUGCGCGAGAGAGUAUUGUGCAGAGAGUUUAAUCGGUGCGCUCAAGCGAUUGUUCGGUGUUUAAUCGUUUUUUAAACGUAGAGACCAGAGUUAUAGGGAACGCAAUAUUCGAGAAGCUUUUUUUUCUUUUUGUUAUUUUAUUUAUUAUUAUUAAUAUUAUUAUUAUUAUUAUUAUUAUUAUUAUUUUUUGCGCAUUUUUCAAUCAAUACUACUACUACGAAUACCUUUAGCGAAUUUUUUUCCGGCUCUCGAUGUAUCACAAUUGUAUAUGGCUGUCUCGUAUACAUAGACAAUGGUUAUUAGAACGCGUUGAAGAAGAAUCUAGAAGAUCAUUAGGAAAUAAUUUACAUACUUGUUCGUCGUAGAAGCUGAAAAUAAAAAUGGCAAAGUAGUACUGAUCAUGUAUACGUA
Molecule: messenger RNA, 5400 nt
Organism: Apis mellifera (honey bee)
Lineage: Eukaryota; Metazoa; Arthropoda; Insecta; Hymenoptera; Apidae
Product: ubiquitin carboxyl-terminal hydrolase 48
Exons: 18
Coding region: 355-3798 (1147 amino acids)
Biological process (GO): protein deubiquitination
Cellular component (GO): nucleus; cytosol
Molecular function (GO): cysteine-type endopeptidase activity; cysteine-type deubiquitinase activity
Source: RefSeq, a predicted model, not a curated record